Messenger RNA from Penicillium verhagenii, 1026 nucleotides. RefSeq lists its product as uncharacterized. Lineage: Eukaryota; Fungi; Ascomycota; Eurotiomycetes; Eurotiales; Aspergillaceae. Bases 1 to 1026 code for a protein of 341 amino acids. The transcript has a single exon. The record is from RefSeq and is a predicted model, not a curated record.
AUGACCCCCAAAUUGAUUUUCCUAGUGGGUGCCCCACUGCCCGGCAGUUUGGAUUGGGAUCAUGAUGAGCUUUUCAACACCCCCGUGGCCCCAUUCUAUGAUGCCGAUACCAACACCGAGCACCAGCCAUAUCGGGGCCAAGAUUCUAUAAAAUGGAGAGUCCUUCAGCCUUUGUCGCCGGAAAUUGUGGAUGACCACCAUGCCUUCUAUUGGGGACCAAAAGACCCAAGCUUUGUAACAUCCCACCAGCUCAUCAAUGCUGAUAGUUUCGCAAGUGAUGGGGAUGAUACGACUUUGUCUCAGUUCUACGAUCAAUCAUUCGCCUUUCAUGAGGCCUCAAAUCCAUCUGCAUCAGAAAUACCAGAGGACCUGACACAGGAGUUGGACAGCAUCGAAACCGCCGAUUCAACAAGCAAAGGAUUAUAUGAAUUACCACCUUUUCGAAUCAAUGGCCCAUUGAGAGAUCUGCAAGAUAUCCCCACGGCAGAACACCUGCAGUCCAUUGUCCCACAAACCAUGUCAGUCAAUCUGGUGGUCGGAGUCAUUACAGUCCAAUCACCUCGGCGCGUGGUAACACGGCAAUGGAAGAAAGAACUCGAUAUAAUUGAACUAGUGGUGGGUGACGAGACAAAGGCCGGGUUUGGCGUGAACUUUUGGUUGCCAGCGUCAAAACCAACAGCCGAAGCCGAAGAAAUGGAUAGGCUUGGUCGAGUCCUGGCCACCCUUCGCGCUCAAGACAUUGUGCUUUUGCGUACGGUUGGGCUUGGCUCGUUCCGGGACCAGGUCUAUGGACAAAGCCUCCGUGGUGGAAUGACCCAAGUCGACCUUUUGCAUCGACCAACGACGGAUGCGGGAGGGCUUAACAAGGUUCUGCCAACAAGCGUCCAGGGCGAUCUGCCGCAGAAGGUUCACAAGGUACGGGAAUGGAUCCUCCAAUUUGUGGGGACGGAUGGAGUAGGCGGUACUAGCCUGCCAGGGAUGUCCACGACAGAACGUGGCCAUCGGUUGCCUCCGGACACACAGUAG